Dracunculus medinensis (Guinea worm) is the source of this 1434-nucleotide messenger RNA. NCBI's taxonomy places the organism in Eukaryota, Metazoa, Nematoda, Chromadorea, Rhabditida, Dracunculidae. The record is from the annotation of a GenBank genome assembly.
AUGGAGGAAAAUUCGAAUAUUACUGAAUUCAAUGAAAGUGUCGAAAUUACGCAAUUAAGCAAUACAAGUGCGAGCGAUAUAAAUCUGGAAGAAAAUUUUUCAAUGGAAAAAUUAUCGUUGCAUCCAAGCGAUUCAACUCAAAGUUCACUAAAUGACGAUAGUAAAUAUUCAUCCACGGAUGAAUUACCAAAUAAGGCUAUUAGUUAUAAAAGCGAAAUGUUGCGAAUGUUUGGCGAUUUGGAAGGCAAAGAUAUUAAAACAAUAAAAAAUGAAGAAAUUAACGAUCUUAUUGUGAAAGAUUCUGGUAUAGUCGAGAGGCAAAUUUCUCCUCGUUCCGACGAUAUUCCCAGUUACAAUCGGGGAUCAUCAGAUGGAAGCCAUAAAACUUUGCAGUUCUGCGAAUUCCACCAAGUUGACGAACAAGAAUUUAACGAAAUUGACGAACAACGAUUCGCUAAUGCGAAAUAUGAAGAUGGUGACGAAAAAAAUGCGAAUAACGACGAUUCUCAGUCGAUAGAAGAAUUAAAAAUUUCUGAAACGAAUAGUUCAGUUACGCAUUCUAAUGUGGUUUCCUUAAAAAAAAAAUUCGGAAUUCACGGAAAUUUAUAUUUACCACGUAAGGAACAAUCAAAUGAUAACAAUGAAACAAUGAAUAAAUAUAUCAAUGAAACGACGAAUAUUCAUGAAAAAUCAUCGAAGAAUCGUUCAAUUGAUAUACCAUCGAAUUUUUGGGAAGAAAAUAAGCAAAAUUUACGUCUUCCAAAACUUUUCCCAGAUCGUUCAGCGAUUGAUAAUUUAUAUGAUAUUUUAAUGAAAACCGAAGGCGAUAAUUCGAGAGACGAAAUAUUACAAAUAACGAUAAUCGAUGGCAAUCCAUGCAGUAUUAAUCUUGAAAAUAUUGAUAAACCGAGUGAAUCAAAUUCGAAUCGAGAUGGUAAUUUGCAAAUUGAUGAACAAUUAUUAGAAUCGUAUAUCGAUUUCGCUGGUAACACUUCAUCAUUCAACUGUAGUCAAGCUAUUGAGGCUAUUAAAGGCGAUUCGCAUGUUCUAAAAAAGAUGAUGUUUUCUCGAAUGUUCAUGGAUUUGAAACGAUUGGUCGGUGAACGAGAACGAACAAUAAUGUGGAUAGAGAAUGCUCAAAACGAAGAUUCUUUGAAAUUUCUUAGUUUUAAAAGUCUUCAUUAUCAACAAACAUUUAUAUGGAAACUAAAAGAAGCAAAAUCUCGUUUGGAUAAAAAAAUCAACGAUAUUUGGACUCGUCUAAUUGAUGAGAAAAAUAAUUCACUAAGUCCAGCGCAAAAUGAAUGGAUUCAUAGUGUUUCAUCAAGCAAUUUUUUACGAGCACGUGUUAGAUCUGAACCAAUUAUCACAAAUACUAAAGUAUGCAUAUUUGGCUUAUUUAUCUCAUCAUUUUUCUCAUUAUUCCUUGAUUAA